Messenger RNA from Rotaria socialis, 372 nucleotides. Lineage: Eukaryota; Metazoa; Rotifera; Eurotatoria; Philodinida; Philodinidae. The record is from the annotation of a GenBank genome assembly.
AUGGAUGAAACUGAAACAUGUAAUCUUCCUUAUUAUUAUAAUGAUAUUGAUCGAAAUAAAAGUGAAACAAUACUUCGAUCAAUAAAUCGUCCUGGAUGUUUUUUAAUUCGUCAACAUGAAAAUAGUUCAUCGAUAUCAACGUCAUCAAUUAAAAGUUUAUAUAAUGGAAAUAUUCCAGUUGCUAUUAAAACAUGUUCAAUAUCAAUCGAUGAAAAUGAAUCAAAUAUAUUACGUGAAAGACGAAUAAUGAUGAAUAUAGUUCAUCGUUAUUUAAUUCAAUUUUAUGGCUUAUGUCAUUUGGAUAAUAAACUUUGUUUAAUAACUGAAUAUAUUCGAAAUGGAUCUCUUCUUUUUUUGGCUACAACAAGAUAA